Juglans regia (Persian walnut) is the source of this 876-nucleotide messenger RNA. RefSeq names its product heat stress transcription factor B-2a-like. The coding region runs from base 115 to 741 and encodes 208 amino acids. Lineage: Eukaryota; Viridiplantae; Streptophyta; Magnoliopsida; Fagales; Juglandaceae. Gene Ontology annotation, biological process: regulation of transcription by RNA polymerase II. The record is from RefSeq and is a predicted model, not a curated record. Gene Ontology annotation, cellular component: nucleus. The transcript is spliced from 2 exons. Gene Ontology annotation, molecular function: RNA polymerase II cis-regulatory region sequence-specific DNA binding; DNA-binding transcription factor activity.
UUCUUCACGGCGCUGGCUAGCUACUACUUUCCUACGAGAGUGAUAUACACAAGGAAGAAGGUCAGAAAAGAGGAACAGUUGGGUACUCCAUGAAUAAAUUAGCUUAUUAAAAGCAUGGCAAGAGAAGUGUUGGAGCUGGAGCUGGAGCUGGAGAAGGGAACCAGCAAGAGUGCUACCACUUCAAGCCAGUCUCCGAGGGCAAGGUGCCCGCCUCCAUUCUUGUCAAAGACUUAUGAUUUGUUAGAAGGAGAAGAUGAUGAUGAUGAUCGUGGAAAGCUGAGAACUGUGUCGUGGAAUGCGGAGGGAACGGGGUUUGUAGUAUGGUCUCCGGCCGAGUUUUCGGAGCUCGUACUGCCUAAAUAUUUCAAACACAACAAUUUUUCUAGCUUCAUUCGCCAGCUGAAUACCUAUGGAUUCAAGAAGACAUGCUCCAAAAUAUGGGAAUUCAAGCACGAGAAGUUCCAGAAGGGGUGCAGGCAUAUGCUGGUGGAGAUCACCAGGAAGAAGUGCGAGCCAAGUGUCUUUCCAGCGUACCUGAAGGCUUCUGAAGAGAGCACGAUGACAGCAAUGGAGGAAAGCAAUCGUCUGCAACUCCUCAAGGAGAACGAGGUCUUAAAGAGAGAGAAUUUGGAACUGCAGAUGCAAAUAGCACAGUUCAAAGCACUAGAAAUAAAGUUGAUGGAUUACCUUGCACAAUACAUGAUGGGAAACAAACAGAACAAAGUUAGGAGGCUAUGUUAAUUUAGUGUCUAAGCUGAAUUAAUAAACAAAUGUUCAUUUGUAUUAUGGCCUUGGAUCUGUUUCAAUUCUCUUAUGGAAAAUGAAAACGGAAUCAAAUAUCAUAUAUCCUUAAGCUCAAUCAAUCGUUUUUUUUUC